ACCGGAUGUGAGGUGGCUUGAAGGGAGCAAGCCAAAGAUAAACACGUAGACAGACGAAUACGGGCGAGGAUAUUUAAUGCUAUUUUGAAGCUACCGUAUACAUUUGAGAGAUGGACUAGUUUGUGAGCAUAUAUUGGGUUUUAGCGGGCAAGGAGACAUCGUUAAACUGACGAAGGAACGAGUCUUCCGCAGAAAUCGAGUCGAGUCUCCAGCUCAGUCCACAAUGGUACGAGCAGCCUUAGUAACUGCCACCAGUCUGGCGUUGACCGCCGGUGUGGUGGCUCACGCUUAUUUCCUCAAGCACCAGUUCUACCCGACUGUGGUCUACCUCACCAAGAGCAGCCCCAGCAUGGCGGUUUUGUACAUUCAGGCUUUUGUGCUAGUGUUUCUGCUGGGAAAGUUCAUGAGGAAGGUCUUUUUUGGGCAGCUACGGGCUGCAGAAAUGGAGCACCUCAUCGAGCGUUCCUGGUAUGCGGUGACAGAGACAUGCCUGGCUUUCACUGUGUUCAGGGAUGACUUCUCCCCUCGCUUCGUCGCCCUCUUCACCCUCCUGCUCUUCCUGAAGUGCUUCCACUGGCUGGCGGAAGACAGGGUGGACUUUAUGGAGCGGAGCCCGAACAUAUCAUGGAUUUUCCACUUCAGAGUAUUAUCUCUCAUGGGACUGCUGGGUGUCAUGGACUUUCUGUUUGUCAACCACGCCUGUCACAGCAUCAUUACCCGAGGAGCUUCAGUCCAGCUUGUUUUUGGAUUUGAGUAUGCCAUCCUGCUGACCAUGGUCCUGACAACCUUCAUCAAGUACAUUCUGCACACCGUCGACCUGCAGAGUGAGAAUCCCUGGGACAACAAAGCCGUCUACAUGCUCUACACGGAGCUUUUCACAGGUUUGAUCAAAGUGCUGCUCUACAUUGCCUUCAUGACUAUCAUGAUAAAGGUCCACACCUUCCCCCUGUUUGCCAUCCGGCCCAUGUAUUUGGCCAUGAGGCAAUUUAAGAAGGCUGUAACAGAUGCUAUAAUGUCUCGGAGAGCUAUCCGCAACAUGAACACACUAUACCCUGAUGCUACUCCUGAGGACCUGCAGGCCUCAGACAAUGUUUGUAUCAUCUGUCGAGAGGAAAUGGUCACUGGAGCCAAGAAACUACCUUGUAAUCACAUUUUCCACUCCAGCUGCUUGCGCUCCUGGUUUCAGAGGCAGCAGACCUGCCCCACCUGUCGCAUGGACGUGCUCAGGGCAUCCAACAACAAUCAGACUCAGGCUCCAGCUCAGGCUCCGCCCCCUCCUCCAGCACCACCUGCUAAUGCUCCUGCAGCCCCAGCCCCUAAUGUAGCUCCAGGCAUGUUGCCAGGCUUCCCUCCUGGCAUCUUCCCUUUCUGGGGUCCUUUUCCUGCAGUGCCUCCUCCUCCUCCUCCUGCUGCAGCAGCUCCGGCUCCCGGUGCUCCUGACGCUCCACCAAGCGGCUCAGAGGCGGCACAGACAGCAGGCACCAGCCAAACCACUCCAUCCACUGCAGACACCACCACACCAGCUGCUGCUCCAGGAUCAGCAAUCCCAGGAUUCCCCUUCUCCUUCCCGCCUCCUCCCUUCCCCACUGCACCAUGGCUGCCCAUGCCCCCACCUCCCCCCUUUGUAUCAUCAAUGCCUCCUCCGCCACCGUCUCUGUCUCGUCUCUCGGAGGAGGAGCUGAGGGAGUUGGAGGCGGAAGGCCGCCGGGGCCUCGAGGCCAGACUGCAGUGUCUGCAAAACAUCCACACCCUGUUAGAUGCCGCCAUGCUCAACAUCCACCACUACCUCAGCACCGUGGCCACACUCACGCCGCCUCGGGCUGAGGGCAGCGCCGGGGAAGCCAGUGGGACAAACCCAACUGAACCAGCUGCUGCAGCGGGGGAGAACACGGAGAGUUCCAGCACAGAGAAGGACUCGUCCGUCUCUGAUCAAGCGAGCGGAACCACCGUCUCCUCUCAACCCGCCGACUCCACUUCCUCCGCCUCAGACACAGAAAGAAAAGAAAAGACGGACGAAGGAGUGGUGGAGGAUGAGGACGGGGAGCCGAACGCCGCUGAGCUGAGGCGCCGCCGCCUUCGUAAACUAGAGACAGCGGCAGCAUCGUCGCCAUCGCCGCCCCCUCCUCCGGACAACUGAUCCAUGCGACUCAGGCAUAUCGCUCUGGACCAACAGGAACUCUGAGCCGACUCCUGACUGCUUUGGUUCUUCGUUGCCUCGUGGCUCUCGCCUUCCACAGGCUCAGGUUUCUAAUGGCGUCGAGUUGGACUCGGGCUGUCGGAAGACGCUUCUGUACUGUUUUCUGUGUCAGACAGCAAUAGCACCUCCUUUUCUCGUUUUCUUCACGGUCGUCCUCCAAAGAGCUGCAGGUGUUUGAGUUUUAAUCAGGCGGGAGAAGCCUUCUCAUUUCAAGCCUGUGGGUGGUUCUUUGUGAGAGCGGCGACGUUUAGUUGUGUGUUUGCUAGUUUUGCUGUUGAAGAUGUCUCUGCCCGCAUCCUUUGUUUAAUCAACACAAAGGUGGUUUACAAACCAGUGAAUUCAAAUCAAGUGAAACCGUUUGGUUUUUCUGCUUUUCCUUUCCUUUAACAAACAUCGCUCUUCAGUUCUAAACAUGCUGUAACAUACUGAUUCAUUUAAAUGUGUACAUACUGUAUAAAGAGUUUUAAUAGGAUGAUCUGUACAUACUGCAGAGUAAACUAACUGAAACGGCAGCAGCGGAGCGCCUGCGUUGGUUUGAAUGUUCAACUCAUGCAAAACAAAACAGGAUUGUGUUUGUGAAGCUCGUUGUUUGGGAGCUCUUUGUUGUUGCCUUUCAGUCCAAGUUUUGGCUGUUAAAUUAAAACUCAAACUGAUGUAAAAGGUA
Melanotaenia boesemani (Boeseman's rainbowfish) is the source of this 2861-nucleotide messenger RNA. RefSeq names its product synovial apoptosis inhibitor 1, synoviolin (gene syvn1). Bases 224 to 2137 code for a protein of 637 amino acids. The transcript has 16 exons. The record is from RefSeq and is a predicted model, not a curated record. Gene Ontology annotation, cellular component: cytoplasm. Lineage: Eukaryota; Metazoa; Chordata; Actinopteri; Atheriniformes; Melanotaeniidae.